Nilaparvata lugens (brown planthopper) is the source of this 1080-nucleotide messenger RNA. RefSeq names its product transmembrane protein 69. The transcript has 4 exons. The record is from RefSeq and is a predicted model, not a curated record. The coding region runs from base 188 to 901 and encodes 237 amino acids. NCBI's taxonomy places the organism in Eukaryota, Metazoa, Arthropoda, Insecta, Hemiptera, Delphacidae.
AUAAAUUUUCAAUUUUAUCAUGUGAUUUUUUCUGUAUUAAAACGACGUAAAUUACACCCCUCCAUAUGACAUUGCAAACUUUCAAAAUUUCAGUCACUACCAUUGAAUGAAAAUUGGUAUCAUAUCUUGAAUGUUGUAUCAAGACUAAUAAUUUAUUUAAGUUUACAGACUUCCACUAAUAUUUCAGAUGCUGAGACAACUGUUUCACAAGCCAUGUUUCCUGAUGAGUCAGACGGCGUUUGUGUCACCUCGCCUACACUCGGCCACCCAUUUGCUUCCAGCCUCGCACCACACAUGCUUCAAGCGUGACACCUGUGUGGUGAAACAAAACAAGCAGCGCUCCCUGCAUACGGCCAACACGAGUCUCAAGCAGAAGCUCGACUUGCUGACACUCGUGCAAACGGCUCGCUCGAAUGUGGGCGCCGUGCAGAUGCGAGACAUCAAGAAUGCACCGUUGCCGGUCUUUUGGUGCGGUGUUGCCGGAUUGAUUCCCUACAUGGCGCCGGUUGUAGUGCAGGUGUUCACCGGUUACAUGCCGUUGCUAGGCACCGCUCAGCUGAUGUACAGCGGCACAAUCCUCUCGUUCCUGGGCGGACUGAAGUUUGGCAGCAUGAUCCACUGCGACAAGGCCGACUGUUCGUGGGCCAACAUUGGCCUGGCAACUGUGCCGGCCGUGUGGGCGUGGUCAGGCCUUCUGCUGCCGGUGGGCUUCGCCCUGCCAGUGGUCGGCUCAGGCCUGUUGGCCUCACUCGUCAUAGACCUGGCAACUAGCAAGUAUCCGCCCUGGUUUGUGGCGCUCAAAUGCGCGCUUACGCUCACUGCCACCCUCUGUGUGCUCCUGUGUCUCAAACAGUUCAUCUUCAAUAACCCGCAUUACUAUGAGGCAGUCGAUGCUGACUAAAUCACACGAUAUAAGUCGAAACAAUUUAGUACCUUUAUUCGUUAGUUUCUGCUACAAGUCGGUGGAUGUGAUGAAGAAAAUCUAUACUGAGUACUCAACUUUCUUAAUAUCGUGUAUAAUUUCUUAAUGUCAAGUAUAUAUCUAAUGUUGGAAUAAAUGUAAGUUUCGUCUACAACAGU